GGGCACUUCGUUGGCGACGGCUUCGCACUAAAAGAAGCAGAGAUGAGAACUUUCAAUGAUUAUAAAGACGAGUUGCUCCACACACUCAACGAGCUCAGAGAAAAUAACAUUCUUUGUGAUACGACCAUUCGAGCUCAAGGCCAGGAUUUUCCUGCCCAUAGAUGUGUUCUUUCAGCGGCAAGCUCUUACUUCCGGGCCAUGUUUAGCAGUCAUCUGAGAGAAAGGGAGAGCGGUCUUGUUGAGUUACAGGAGAUAAAAUCUGCCACAUUCGGCGAUGUUAUUUGGUUUAUUUACACUGGCGAGGUGAGCACUACUUUUGCUAGCGCUCAAGACUUAGUAAUGGCCGCCGACUAUUUGAUCAUGCCAAGUUUAAAAGAGAAAGCUGCUGUAUUCCUUAAGAGUAAAUUAGAUGCUUCCAAUUGCAUGGCGUUAGAAUCAUUUGCCUCUCGGUAUAACUGUGAAACGCUAAAGCAAGCGGCAGUUACCUACAAAGUUAAUAAUUUUGUAAGGGUGACGCGAUCGGAAGACUUUAGAAAGCUGGAUGUAAAUAAAGUUAAGGACCUGAUUUGUAUGGAUGAGAUAAACGUGGCUGAGGAAGAGGAAGUAUAUGAAGCAACGAUGGCCUGGGUAAAACAUGAUCUACCAUCUAGGGAAUGUUUACUCCCAGAACUGUUGGAAUGUGUAAGAUGGUUUUCAAUGUCCAAGUACAGUAUGCGAAAGAUUCUCCAUGAAGAGUUGAUUAGGAAGAACCUAACUUGUACUAGGUUAGUAGUGGAUGCAUUAGACCUUGUUGUAUUUCCAGCUUGCUCUCAAGAUUCUUCACAAAGGUCGCGCUUGUCUUUAGAUGGUUAUGAAAAUGUAGUGAUCCUCACUGGCACAGAAGUUGAUUUCCCAGAGGAAACUUCUGACUGCUUUGUGCCUGCUUCCAAUACCUGGGUGUCGUUACCCAACAUACCUAUACCACAUGUUCAUCAUGGUGCUGCAGUUUGUGGUGGCGUCUUAUACGUGAUGGGUGGGAGCGAAUCAGCCCCCAUCUGUUGCUUUAACCCUAAAAAGAAUGAGUGGAACACACUUGACCUGAUGUCGCGCCGAAAAGGCUGUACAGUCACAUCACUUAAUGAAGAGCUCUAUGUAAUUGGUGGAGAGUAUUCAUGGCGAGAUGUUCAAAUUUACAAUCCAGUUCUUAACAAGUGGAGACAAGGAGGUUCAAUGGAAACUUCUCGUGCUGAACACAGUGCAGUAGUACUGCAAGGACAUAUUUUUGUCUUUGCUGGUCACAAUGGUGUGGAUUGUUUAAACAGUGCAGAACGUUACAAUCCAUUAACUGACCAAUGGACUGAGAUUUCAAGUAUGUCCAAUGUCCGAAGGUCAGCUGCCGCAGUGGAAGUUGGCACAAAAGUUUUUGUGUUUGGAGGAUAUGCUGACAAUGUCUUGGGGGCUAUUGAACCCUCCUGUGAAAUAUUUGAUUCAAGCACAAAUCAAUGGAGCCUGGAACCUAGUCUUAGACUUCCUCGAGCAGGAAGUGGUAUUGUGAGUAUUGGAGACACUGUUUAUGUGUUUGGAGGAGAGGGUGUUGUUUAUGAUGAUGAAGAAGAAUACCUGAAGGAAGACCUGGGUGAUGUGCAGUGCUUUGACAUAGGUACAAAUAGAUGGCACAGGGUAUCGUUUAUACCAAGUGGGGAAUGCUCAUUUCUGCAAGCAUCAUUACUUAAGGUGCCAAAAAAGUUUAUCAAUGCCUUGUCAGUGGAAGGAUCUCAUGAUUAGUGGCUGAGGCAUUUGCUUAGAUUAUUAUCAAUAAUGGAAAAAAAUGAACUGUGAUCUUAAUACGAGUGAAAUGGUUUAUUCUGAGCAAUUUAAUGUGUGAGAAGCCUACAGACCUCAAACUUGAGGGCUUCUCAUUUUGAAUUAUUGAUUUUUUUGACUGCUUUUGUGCUUGAUCAUUCCUGAUCAUUUUCUUUUAAAUGUAAUUAUAUUUUAUAAUUAUUUGUAGUGCUAUACCAUGAGCUGUUGGUAUAGCUGUACCUAUAAAAUGUUUGCCAUGUUGCUGGGAGGUUGGAGAAGAAAUACAUCAAUUGAACUUUGACAUUCAGUUGAACUUGUCAGAUGCUUGCAAAAGUUGUUUAUCUUGAAUACAAACAAGAAAACUCUUAGUCAUGCAUGAGCAAUUUGUAAGCAAAAAAUUAAGUUUUGAGGUUUUAGAUCUAGGGUGUGUUUUCUUUCUGUACUGUAUGCAUACAAGAAUAUGGACAAGUUUAUGUCCAGUAUAGAUUAGCAUCAGUGCAAGCACAAAUGCUUAAAGCAGUGAGUAAGAUGUCUCCAUCUUGGUGAAACCAGAGAUGGGAUUACUUUUGUAAAAAAAGAUUGUACUUGUUCAUUGUGGUAAAGGACAGUGAUAAUAAAGUAUCAUCGUUUGUCUCA
Messenger RNA from Stylophora pistillata, 2418 nucleotides. RefSeq names its product kelch-like protein 12. Gene Ontology annotation, molecular function: protein binding. The record is from RefSeq and is a predicted model, not a curated record. NCBI's taxonomy places the organism in Eukaryota, Metazoa, Cnidaria, Anthozoa, Scleractinia, Pocilloporidae.